This is a messenger RNA of Caenorhabditis elegans, 269 nucleotides long. RefSeq lists its product as uncharacterized. The coding region runs from base 9 to 224 and encodes 71 amino acids. The transcript is spliced from 2 exons. NCBI's taxonomy places the organism in Eukaryota, Metazoa, Nematoda, Chromadorea, Rhabditida, Rhabditidae. The record is from RefSeq and is marked reviewed.
UUUGAAGUAUGUCUUUGAUUUUAUUCUUCUACUUUAUGGUUCUGUCAGAAGCCUGUAUGAGAACUGUCGCGCCGGAAGAUGUGUACAUUUCCAGUACAUUUCCUUUUGAAGAUUUUACAACAGAAGCAGUUGUCACAACUGAUUCAUCGACUAUUUCACAACUAACCACAGAGACGACUAUGGAAACAGUGGAAACCCGUAAUGUAUCCUGGGAGAUAAACUAAUGAAUUUUGGAAACCGUGAUUUUGGAGAUAAAUUUUUAAAAAACA